AUGAUUUUAGCUCUGGAUUCCUCCCUGUCUAAGGCCAAGAAAAUUUGCAGUGUUAUUCUAAGAAUUCUGGCUAUCUGUGCGAUGGUUUCAGCAGCCAUAGUAAUGGCAACAAGCCAUGAGAAGAUCACCAUAUUUUCUGUAUCAUUUGAAGCCAAUUAUAGUCGCACUCCAGCUUUCAAGUAUUUUUUCGUCGCAAACAUUGGUGGAAGUGUCUAUAGUAUCGUUGUUCUUUUCCUACCUCGGAAGACUUCGCUGUCACGAUUAAUCCUAAUCUCUGAUUUGGUUGUGACAAUGGUGUUAACUUCAAGUGUAUCGGCAGCAUUGGCGGUUGCUCAUGUGGGAAAGAAAGGGAACUCUCAUGCAGGCCGGCUACCAAUUUGUGCCCAACUUCACAACUUUUGCAACCAAGUUGGUGGAGCUCUUAUUGCUGCCUUCGUAGUGAUGGAAAACAGGUAUGAACAGCGGAAGCAAAUAGCCAGAAUCACUUGCAUGUAAUAUAGAUAACGCAUAAUCACAGAUUUUAAUCAAACAUAAAAUCGAUAUUUAUUUCUUGAAGCGUGACUGUAAUCGCGAAAAGAUCUUCAAACAUGAGCAAAAACCAUUCACGAGGUCAUCCUCCAGUUCCACGAUUUUCUGCUGUGUGGCCCAAAUAAUGCCCGGAAUUAGCAAAACUCGUGUAAGCAAGUGUCUUCUAGGAAAACCGUGUAGUAAAACCAUUGCCUCCUUAUGGAAUAAGACCUCUUUAUAUAGCCACAGGUUUUAGGGUUUAAAACAUUUUUCUAAUCCUGCUGGGUCUUCCUUUUCCCCCAAGAAAUAUAAUUCCAUUUAAUUCCUAAUUAUUCAGUCACAACAGGGACCGCAAUAUUUAAUUAACGAGGCUUCUUAUUAUGGACUUAAUUCGAAAUAUCCG
Molecule: messenger RNA, 910 nt
Organism: Nicotiana tabacum (common tobacco)
Lineage: Eukaryota; Viridiplantae; Streptophyta; Magnoliopsida; Solanales; Solanaceae
Product: CASP-like protein 1C2
Source: RefSeq, a predicted model, not a curated record